GAUCGUGCCCACAUCCUCCACCGAUGCGGGUGCCGAUUCACUCCGGUGAGUUAGCCCAAAAUCCCCAGCGGGGUUGGACCGAUUUGGAGUGAGGGCGACGGCGCCGCCAUCCAAACCUUCCGCCUAGACCCGCCACAUCCUAGUAGCCAUGUCAGAAACCUCGGGAGAGAUCAAAUCCUUGCUGGAGUCACUCUUGACGCGGUUCGAGAAAAGCCAGAUCACCGCCGACAAGCAUGUGGAGGCACAGCUCGCCUUCAACGAGCAGGUCUCCAGCGACCUCACGCACCUUCGCCGCCAGAUGGACUUGACGCAAGCGGACAUCGAUGAGGUGCGCCAGCAGCGCAGCAACCACGACAAGCAGCAGCCGCCCGCCUCCUCUCACCAUCACCAGUUCGCGCCCAGGGAAGGCGAUCCGCAUGCGUCCUCGGCCACGCCACUAUCAGAGCACCCAAGGGGCUUCGAAGUCCAUGGGCCGGUCGCUCGCCUCGUCAACGACGGUCCACCCCUCAUUCCGCACCGCCCCGCGGUCACCAUCACCGGGGCAGGUCAGAUGUCGCCGCCAGCUUCCCCUCGCUGGAUUCCUCAAGCGCGGCCCACGGACGACUACCACGUCAAGCCCCCCAAGCACGACUUCCCUAAGUUUGACGGCACGACACCGUAUCUCUGGAUCGAUCGUUGUGAGUCCUACUUCGAGCUGUACGGGGUGCCGCAGCACAAUUGGGUGACCACGGCCUCCCUCUACAUCGAGGGGCAUGCUGCACAUUGGCUUCAAGCUUACCGUCAGGCACACAGAGCGUUGCCAUGGGAGGCGUUCUGUGAAGCGCUCAAGGAGGAAUUUGGCCCUGACGAGUUUAAGUUAGAGAUGCACAAAUUACUGCAACUCCGUCAGACAGGAACAGUGGCUGAAUACCGGCUCGCGUUCGAUGCGCAUAUGUACCACCUGCUGGCGCUCGACGCUACGCUCAGCAACAAGUUCUUCAUCACGCAGUUCCUGCUCGGUCUGAGGGACGAUCUUCGAGCGGCGGUGCGCCUUCAAGCGCCCACGAGCAUCACGCGUGCAUCCGUUCUGGCGCGCAUCCAGGAGGAGGAGACUGACACGCAUCGACCUCGAUCGCGCAUGUUCCUGGUGGGACGACCCCCAACACCACCCAUCGCGCUGCCACCACGGCCGCAGGUUGUGCCGCGACCUGCUGCUGCACCGGUCGCGGCCGCGGGUGGGGACGGUUAUGCGCGUGAGCGGCAGCUCCGAGAUCACCGCCGGGCACAUGGCCUGUGUUUCAAAUGUGGUGACCGAUACUCCAGGGAGCACCGUUGCAAGCAGGCCACGCAGCUGCUCACCAUACACAUGGGCGAGCACGGGGAAGUGCUCACCGAUGAAGCAAUUCAGGCCAUGGAACUGUUAGAUGAGCCAGGCGAUGCACCAACAGAGCAAGAGUGUUGCGUGCUCUCCACCCAAGCCGUCUCCGGCGUGGAGACUCCGCAUACGAUCCGCCUCCGUGCUCUCGUGGGUAAUCAGGUCAUGCUGCUCCUUGUCGAUUCAGGCAGUACACACAGUUCCAUCUCCGCGUCCUUUGCCGAUCGCAUUGCUGCAACAACAACGCCCUUGUCGCCAGUGGACGUGCGCGUUGCUAAUGGUGAACGACUGGUCUGCGACAGGCUUGUACCUGGUGUCAAAUGGUGGAUACAAGGGCACACCUUUUCUACAGACAUGCGCCAGCUCACGCUCGGUGCAUACGACGGCGUGCUGGGUAUGGACUGGCUGGAGAAAUUCAGCCCGAUGAGUCCAUUGGCGAAACAAGACUCUCACCUUUGAGCAUGAGGGUGCCACUGUUACGCUACAAGGUGUUCGCCACAAUGAUGUUAAGUCCCUGGAGGCAAUCGAACCAGAGCAGUUCAACAAGUGGCAAGCCGGCAACGAGAUCUGGUACAUGGCUCUUCUGGAUAGACACCCACCCCCCAGCGAGCCCGGGAACAAUUUGCCGGCCGGCAUUCAAGCAGUGCUCAGCGAGUACAAGGAUGUGUUUGGCGAACCCAAAAAAUUGCCGCCACAUCGUCAGUACGACCAUGCCAUUACACUGGUUGAGGGGGCACAACCUGCGAAUGCACGCCCCUAUCAGUACUCUCCGUUGCAAAAGGACUAAAUCAAGCGGCAAGUCAGAGAAAUGCUCGAUUCUGGUGUCAUUGAGCACAGUAUGAGUCCCUAUGCUGCUCCGGUUCUCCUAGUAAAGAAAAAGGACGGAUCAUGGCGUUUUUGUGUGGAUUAUUGAUGCCUCAAUGACAGCACAGUGAAGAAUCGGUUUCCCUUACCAAUUGUGGACGAGCUGCUGGACGAGCUCGCAGGUCUUCUUCCUCCUUGAUCUGGUGCAGCAGCAACAAUUCAAGGUCAUGGUCAUGGAGCAACAGCCAUAUAUUUUUCUUCUUAUUCUUCCCUGAGAUGAGAUGAGGCUCUGGUGGUCGGUCUUCAAUUCUUCAUGUUGUUGUUGCUGCUACAUGAGGGCCCUCUUCAAUUCCGCAUCUGUUGCGGACCCCGCAGCUUCCACCUCCAGAAGAGCACCUGCUCCUCAUGCGGUUACCUGGCCACCUGCAUCCGCAAGUGUGAAGUGUGAAUCCAUGUCCGAAGCUGUGAAGCAUAUCAGCAAAGAGUAGCAUAUUAUGUGUUGUAGUUGUAGGCAGUAGUAGGCAUAUCUGGGUUGUAAUAUUCUGUAACUAUUGUAAUAGAUUAAUGUAGUAUUGUUUUCGACCAAUUUCA
Messenger RNA from Triticum dicoccoides, 2749 nucleotides. RefSeq lists its product as uncharacterized. Gene Ontology annotation, molecular function: aspartic-type endopeptidase activity. Gene Ontology annotation, biological process: proteolysis. The transcript is spliced from 4 exons. Bases 149 to 1813 code for a protein of 554 amino acids. NCBI's taxonomy places the organism in Eukaryota, Viridiplantae, Streptophyta, Magnoliopsida, Poales, Poaceae. The record is from RefSeq and is a predicted model, not a curated record.